AUGGCCCCCCAAAAAGGAGAUCUCGAGUUCAGCCUUGACUUUGUCAACGAGGUCAAGCAAGAUGUCGAUGAAGCAAUUGGGAAACUCUCUGAGCGUCUCCGAGACGUAUUCUCUCACAUCCAUAACAACCCCGAGCUGGCUAUGAAGGAGCACAUCGCUCACGAUACCAUCUGCGACUACAUGGAAAGCCAAGGGUUUCAGGUAACACGCCAUGCGUACGGUGUCGAGACGUCCUUCGAGGUCGUCAGUAGCGGCAGCGGGAAGGGCGGGAGGCUGAUCAGCAUCAACGCGGAAUACGAUGCUCUUCCCCAUGUUGGGCAUGCGUGCGGACACAGCCUGAUCGCGGUUGCGGGCGUCGCAGCCUUCUUUGGCUUGCACUACACGCUCCAGAAACGCGGCCUCCCCGGACGCGUGCAGCUGCUUGGGACGCCGGCCGAGGAGAACCUUGGCGGGAAGGCGGUGCUGCUGAAGGGAGGCGCCUACAAUGGCGUGGAUGCGGUCCUCAUGACGCACCCCUGGCCGGCCAGCAUGCUUCCGGACGGUCACCCGGACCACACGGCGGUCGGCGGCACGCGCUUCCUCUCGGAUCGAAGAAUGCGCGUCGAGUUCUUCGGCAAGGCGACCCACGCGGCCGUGACCCCUUGGGAGGGCGUGAACGCCUACGACGCCGCCGUCGCCGCACACACCAACAUCGGCCUUCUGCGCCAGCAGAUCCUCCCCUACGAGCGAAUCCACGGCUGCCUGCAGGAAGCUCCCCAAUAUGCCAACGUCAUCGGCGAGUACGCCCAGGUGUACUACGUGGCGAGGAGCCGGACCAAGAAGUCCGCCGACCUGCUGGCUAGCCGUGUGAGAGCCUGUUUUGAGGCGGCGGCCCUGUCAACGGGAUGCCAGAUCAAAAUCACAGAGGUACAGGAAUACAACGACUUUGUCGAGUCCAAGGUGUUCUGCAAUCGCUUCGCGCAGAUUGCGAAUGGCCUUGGUACCAAGGCACUCGCCUGGGAUGAUCGGGAUGGGAAAGGCUCCUCAGAUAUCGGAAACGUCUCCUACCACGCACCAGCCCUACACACCAAUUUCGUCAUCGACACGCCUGACAGCGUAAGCGUACAUACACACGAUUUCACUGCUGCAGUGGGCACCGACGAUGCCUUCGACAAGUCUCAGCAGGCGGGCGGUCUGUUGGCACUCUUGGGCUUGGAGCUGUUGACCAAUGAUGCCCUCUUUAAAAGAGUGAGGGGGGAUUGGGAAGAAUCUCUGAAGAAACAUCUAUCUGGCUUGAUCUGA
Capronia epimyces CBS 606.96 is the source of this 1281-nucleotide messenger RNA. RefSeq lists its product as uncharacterized. The transcript has 5 exons. Gene Ontology annotation, molecular function: dipeptidase activity. Bases 1 to 1281 code for a protein of 426 amino acids. The record is from RefSeq and is a predicted model, not a curated record. Lineage: Eukaryota; Fungi; Ascomycota; Eurotiomycetes; Chaetothyriales; Herpotrichiellaceae.